AGUUAGUUUUAAAAUGCAGCUGCUACUGCCUACUGCUUUUCUGACGAUGAAUCGAUUCAACGCUUCAACGCUUCAACGCAGGAUCGGGUGGAGAAACCAGCUUUCGUACACAGCACACGACGGACCAACAAGCCCCCGUCAGAACCCAGAAUCUGUCAAGGCGAGCUGCGAGAGAGGGGGAGAAAGAGAGAGAGAGAGAAAGAGCACAUCUGGUAACUGGUGGGUUCGAGUCGACAGGUAGAGAUUUUGAAGAUCCACAUACCAAUCAUUUACGUUACGACUUCCCGAGCACAUAUCCCGUGCAUUGAGGGAAAAAGAUGAGUACAUUAGAUGCAACCAGAGCAGAACUUGCUCUUGUUGUCUUGUACUUGAGCAAAUCUGAAGCCAGGGAUAAGAUUUGCAGGGCGAUACAAUAUGGUUCAAAAUUCUUGAGCAAUGGAGAGCCUGGUACAGCUCAAAAUGUUGAUAAAUCAACUAGUUUGGCUCGCAAAAUUUUUCGUCUUUUUAAGUUUGUCAAUGAUUUGCAUGCUCUUAUUAGUCCAACUCCUAAAGGAACUCCUCUUCCAAUUAUUUUACUUGGAAAGUCAAAAAAUGCAUUGUUGUCAACUUUCUUGUUUCUGGAUCAAAUUGUCUGGCUUGGAAGAACAGGCAUUUAUAAGAACAAAGAACGUGUAGAGCUGGUUGGCAGGAUAUCUCUUUUCUGUUGGAUGGGUUCCUCAAUUUGUACCACUCUAGUUGAGCUUGCGGAGCUUGCAAGACUGUCUGCAUCAAUGAAGAAGUUGGAAAAGGAACUCAAGAACACUGAUAAAUACGAAAAUGAGCAGUACCGCACUAAGCUCAAACAAUCAAAUGACAGAUCAUUAGCUCUUGUAAAAGCAAUCAUGGAUGCAGUGGUCGCAGUUGGACUGCUUCAACUGGCACCUAAGAAGGUCACUCCUCGUGUGACAGGAAGCUUUGGGUUUGUCAGCUCACUAAUCUCUUGUUAUCAGUUGCUUCCUUCCCCACCAAAGAGUAAGGCACCCUGAGAAAGGAAGACCAUGUUGCUCAGCCUGCAUCACAAUAACUCUACAUAUUGGUAGGGACGAUGGUGGUGUACGCUAGUUUACAAGAUGUUUCUUUUUUGGAAGUUUACUAGAUGUUGAAUGGUGAAGAGAUAAUUGAUGUUUUACCUGCUUAAACAUAUGAUCCUGAUUUGUUCUUGCUUUCUUAUAUCGUGAAAAUAUAUAUCCCACUGUCUCAGUUGAUUGAAUGGUCA
Molecule: messenger RNA, 1255 nt
Organism: Nelumbo nucifera (sacred lotus)
Lineage: Eukaryota; Viridiplantae; Streptophyta; Magnoliopsida; Proteales; Nelumbonaceae
Product: peroxisomal membrane protein 11C-like
Biological process (GO): peroxisome fission
Cellular component (GO): peroxisomal membrane
Source: RefSeq, a predicted model, not a curated record